CCGUGACGAACAUAUUCGUCGGGAACCUGUCGAGUCGAAAUCCGCCUCAGAUUCCAAUUCCACAAUUAAAAAGAAUAAGCAGCUAGCUUUAUGUGAUGACCUGAGAAGAUGCUGGACUCUGAGGAUUGUGCUUUGCCUUUGGAUAGCCUGUUCUACGAAGGGCCCAUUGUUCAGAAAGUAAAACCCCUGCAUCAUGAGAAAGUGGCCUGGCAACUUGAACCACUCCCAUCAGAGUCUGAGAUAACACCUACCCAAAUCUUGCAGAGAGAAAUAAAAUCUCUUUGUGUAACUGGUCCUUAUCAGAAGUCAAAGAAAUUUUUGCCCCCUUUGAAAAAAUCCAGUGUGGGCAGAAAUUUUGCUUCAGAAAGAGGGAAUCCUCAAAACCCCAAAGAUGAGCUACUCGGAUAUGGGCAUCCCCCUCUUUUGACCACAGAGGGUUGUGCUAAAUCACAAAGUCUGCUCAGCACUGACCCACCAAAGGACCUCAGCUGUCUGCCUGAAAGGCCACUUUUCAGUUCUUUUCAGUUCUUUGGCAACAGCUCAAAGUUCAGGAGGAGUUUAUUUAAACCUCCUCAAACAUGGGUUUCAGAGCACAAUGCACAGCGCAGUAAUGGGCCAUAUCAAAACCCAGCCAGUGGAAAUGGUGUCUUCACUGGCCAAGCACCAAAUGUGACAGAAAAUCCAUCCAUGAUAUCAUCCCUUACAGCUUCCAGUCAACGAACAAGUUCCGGUCUGUCUGGUGCAGACAGCCCACAGACCUCCAUGUGGGAUCACUGCACGCAAAAAGCCUGCAUCCAUCCCCUUAAUCCUCAGCCAGUCAGUAUACAAGGUCAAGAUGGAUCAGGGCCUGCUGUCCUCCGUUCAGUCACUGAAAUCCCUGCACAAUUCAGAACGGUCUUCAAAGAGUUCCCUUACUUUAAUUACGUUCAGUCUAAAGCCCUUGAUGAUAUUCUAUAUACCAGCAAAAAUUUUGUGGCCUGUGCUCCUACAGGCUCUGGGAAAACAGUGCUGUUUGAAUUGGCAAUUAUUCAACUGUUGAUGGAAAACCCACCACCAUGGUGCAAUGUCAAAGUUGUGUAUAUGGCGCCAAUUAAAGCUCUUUGCAGUCAGCGUUACGAAAACUGGAAGCAGAAAUUUGGCCCUCUAGGGUUGAACUGCAAGGAGCUGACAGGCGAUACGGAAAUUGACGACUUCUUUGAGAUCCAAGAUGCACACCUCAUCAUGACUACACCGGAGAAAUGGGACAGCAUGACUAGGAAAUGGAGGGAUAACUGCUUGAUGCAGCUGGUCAAGCUUUUUCUUAUCGAUGAGGUCCAUGUGGUCAAGGAUUCAACCCGUGGAGCGACGCUUGAGGUUGUCGUCAGCCGAAUGAAAACAAUCAACUCUUACCACGAGAACGAAAACCCUCAGUCAGGACCCUCUGUGAGAUUUGUGGCUGUUUCAGCUACCAUUCCAAACAUGUCUGAUAUUGCUGAAUGGCUGUCGGAUUGGUCUGGUCCCGCUACAUGUUUGGAGAUGGACGAAAGUCAUCGUCCCGUGAAGCUGAGGAAGGUGGUGCUCGGGUACCCCUGUGGCACCAAUCAGACAGAGUUCAAGUUUGACCUGUCCCUCAAUUACAAGAUUGCAAAUGUCAUCCAGACCUACUCAGAUCAAAAACCAACUCUUGUGUUUUGCUCCACAAGGAAAGGCGUGCAGCAGUCUGCAUCGGUGCUAGCUAAAGACGCUAGAUUCAUAAUGGGUGCUGAACACAAACAAAGGUUGAUGAAAUAUGCAAGCUCCAUUCUUGAUUCUAAACUCAGAGAUCUUGUUAUGUGUGGAGUCGGGUUUCAUCAUGCUGGUAUAGAUGUGUCUGACAGGAAAAUAAUUGAAGAUGCAUUCAUAGCUGGAGACCUACCAGUACUCUUUACAACAAGUACUUUGGCAAUGGGAGUGAACUUACCUGCCCACCUGGUGAUUAUUAAGUCCACCAUGCACUACGUCAGCGGGGCUUGUGAGGAGUACAGCGAGAUCGACAUGCUGCAGAUGAUUGGCCGAGCCGGCAGGCCCCAGUUUGACACGACAGCAACUUCUGUGAUCAUGACCCGGUCACACACAAAAGAUAAGUACCAGCAGCUAGUCAGUGGGACUGAAACCAUCGAGAGCAGCUUACACACACAACUUGUGGAGCACCUAAAUGCAGAGAUCGUUCUUCACACCAUCUCUGAUGCGAAUGUGGCCCUGGACUGGAUUCGUUCCACUUUUCUGUAUAUCCGAGCUCUGAAGAAUCCCAGCUACUAUGGUUUUUCAUCUAAUCUGGAUAGAGCUGGAAUCGAAACAAGACUUCAAGAGCUCUGUCUGAAGAACCUGAACUCCCUGGCUACCAUAGGUCUGAUCACUAUGGAUGAGGACAUCAAUUUUAAACCUACCGAGGCUGGUAAGCUUAUGGCCAGAUACUGCAUUGCUUUUGACACCAUGAAGCAGUUCAGUCUGGUUUCUGGAUCAGAAACAAUGCCUGAGUUGAUUGGACUGAUCUCUAAAGGCAAGGAGUUUAGUGAUGUGCAACUGAGAAUAAAUGAGAAGAGGACUUUGAACACCUUGAACAGGGAUAAAAACAGGACAACAAUCAGAUACCCAUUGGAGGGAAAGAUUAAAAACAGUGAAAUGAAAGUUAACUGUCUGAUUCAAGCCCAGCUAGGCAGUAUCCCUGUUCAAGAGUUUGGACUUAUACAGGAUACUGGGAAAAUAUUCAGAAAUGGAAUCCGGAUUACCAAAUGUUUGUCUGAAUUGCUCAGCCAGAACUCCAAGAAGAAGUUCACAGCUCUGCUCAAUGCCCUGAUUUUGUCCAAGUGCUUCCGGGCCAGACUCUGGGAAAACUCGCCAUUUGUCUCAAAACAGCUGGAGAAAAUUGGCCUGACACUUUCUACAGCCAUGGUGAACGCAGGACUGACAACAUUCCAAAAGAUCGAGCAAACCAAUGCCAGAGAGCUGGAGCUGAUUGUCAACAGGCAUCCACCUUUUGGAAACCAAAUCAGAGAAGCUGUCAUACAUCUUCCCAAGUAUGAAGUCAGUCUGGAACAGAUUCCAAGAUACAGCAUUUCAACAGCAGAGAUUGUUGUCACUGUAAACUUAAGAAACUAUGAGCAGCUGUUGUCAAAAAGAACUGCCCCUGACCACCAUUUUGUCACUUUAAUUAUAGGGGAUUGUGACAAUAAUAUGGUUUUCCUCCAAAAGCUAACUGAUUCUUUGCUCUUGAAAUCUGGAAGCUGGUCAAGGAAAACUGAAGUCACAAGAACACCCAAAGGAGAGGAACUUAGUGUAAAUUUGAUUAGCUCGGAAUUUGUGGGACUUGACAUUCAGCAGAAGUACAGUGCUUUCUAUGCUGGAGCUAAGAGAUUUGCAGCGGAAACGACUGGCUCAGAAAGUAUGCCGAUCACAGCACCAAGUCUACAGGGCACAUUGCAGAAAGCACCAAGUAGCACACAGAGAGCUGUGGGUAUGGCACACAGAUCACCCAAAGGUGCCCCAUCUGUAGAAAGAGGUUCUGCAAAAGAGAACAUGUAUCCAAAUACAGGAAAAAGGCAAUGUAACCAUUUUUGUAAAAAUAAGGAACAAUGUGGACAUGACUGCUGUAAAGUUGGUGUGGGGACUGUUCUUAAAAGGAACACAAAUCGGGAAUCUGGGUUUUCAUCCUACCUCAGAGAUCUGAAAUCCAGGAACGAAACCUUCUCAGAGACCCCAGUGAAGCGUCUGAAGAUGAAAAUGUGUGAAGAGGCAGCAGGGAACAUACAAAAUUUUUCAUAUCAACCCAAGGGCCAUUUACCUGCUUUCUCAAGGUAUGAAGGAAACUAUUAUAAUUCUGAUGAAAGAGCAGAUUGUGUGGAAUCUACAGAGGAUAGUGCAAGCGCAAAACAGAUGUCUAAAGAAGGGUCUUAUGAUAAGGACUGCAACAAAUAUCUGGACAACCUGAGCAGUGGGGAAGAACAGGAAAUCAAAAAGAAACCACAACAGUCAGCUGACACACUGAUGUGGGGGCUUUCCAGCUCUGGCUAUAGGGAGUCCAGCCUCAGCCCUGUGAACCAAACCUAUGGCUUUUCCAAUAUCCCAAGCUCAGAUCCCACAGAUGACAGCGAGUUCUUUUCUUCUGAUAAUGUGAAUUUUGACCUGAGAGUAGAUGACUGGGAUGAUUUUGAUGAUGAGAAUUUAGUUCAUGCCAGUGAGACUGUAUCCAUGACUCAAGGGACAGGGUGUGAGAAGCCAAUAGGUUACUCAGCACCACUGUCACCCUGUGAACAACCCAAAUCAAUCUUUAUAGAGUGUAACAGAUCAUACGGGGCAAACUACACAACCAUCAGACGUCAAGCACUAGAGCUUACGCCUCUCACUCACUCCCCUAAACCAAAUAACUGCAUUACUUCUUUCAUUAAAGACACUAAACAAUGCGACAGCAAUUACGGGACUCGGAAGAGGUCUGCCUUGCAAAAACAGAGUGAGCCAAACCUGGCAACACAGAAUAGACAGUUUGACUUCUUUUUAAAGACGGAUGUUGAAACAUAUACAACAGACCUAAAUGGCAGGUAUCAGGGAGAAGAUAGUGCUCUGGAAAUGGAAGCAUUCGGUGGGAUACUAGAUGGAAUAUUUUAGGGCAUUUUUAAUCUAUAAAU
Molecule: messenger RNA, 4640 nt
Organism: Scleropages formosus (Asian bonytongue)
Lineage: Eukaryota; Metazoa; Chordata; Actinopteri; Osteoglossiformes; Osteoglossidae
Gene: hfm1
Product: helicase for meiosis 1
Exons: 40
Coding region: 109-4620 (1503 amino acids)
Molecular function (GO): nucleic acid binding; ATP binding
Source: RefSeq, a predicted model, not a curated record